This is a messenger RNA of Eremothecium gossypii ATCC 10895, 1710 nucleotides long. It is a transcript of the gene MDM30, whose product is annotated as SCF ubiquitin ligase complex subunit MDM30. The record is from RefSeq and is marked provisional. NCBI's taxonomy places the organism in Eukaryota, Fungi, Ascomycota, Saccharomycetes, Saccharomycetales, Saccharomycetaceae. The transcript has a single exon. Gene Ontology annotation, molecular function: protein binding. The coding region runs from base 1 to 1710 and encodes 569 amino acids.
AUGGAUGGGUGGCCAGCGGAAAUCUGGAUGGAGAUAUGCAAGUUGUUGGGACCGGCGGACCUCUUCCGACUUCGGUUGUGCUCCACUAAACUGAACCGCAUAGUUUGUGACUGCAGCGAGGUGUGGCACGGGAUGUGCACAGAGCGGUGGCUCGCGGAGGAGGCAAUGGAGGCGAUCGUGCAGGGCAGCACAAGGAACACGGCGGGACCGGGGGAGGACUGGUUCCAGUACUUUCGGUUCCGCAGCAACGUGGAUGCGCGGUUAGCGCGGGCAGUGGCGGAGCUGGGGACGCUGGAGCACGGCGAGGGCUUCUGGCAGGCGUUCUGGGGCGUGUUUCGGUUCCGGCGGCACAUGGUGCCGUUUCUCCGGCGGGAGACGGCGGGCGGGUACAGCGUGGGGCGCAGCUUGAGGCAGCAGUGUCUCGCGCAGCGGUUGCUCACGACGCUCCGGCACGGCGCGGUGUUUGCGUGCAUCGAUGGGACGCAGCGGGAGGGCGAGGGGCGCGCGAUGGUGAUUGCGGAGGAGGCACUCUUUGUGCCGAUCGCGGCGAUGGACCCGUGCUUCGACCGCCUUCUGGCGCACCGCGCGGCGUUCUUCGCCGCGGUGCAGGAGCAGGUGCAGCGGGACUACGGGGCGAUGGAACAGUUCCACAAGUUCCCCGACACGAUCCGUGUCGACAAGUUGGUCACGUAUAUAUGGCGCGUGUUCGAGCGCGUCUGCGUGUACCCGCCGAACCAGCAGCGCUGCCAUCUCGAAGACAUCAUGCUCUUGCGUGUGUACUGCGGCGAGGCGCGGGGGCACCCGCUCUUGCUCAUGGCGAUCGUUCAGGCGGUGGCGGCACGCUACGGGGUGCAGACGCUCCUCUGCGAGCAGGUAUUGAUCAUCAUUGACCGCAAGUUGCGCGGCGGACAGUCAUACUUGAUGAUCCCGCUGCGAGGGAACGCAAAGCCGCGCAUCUUCACGCGGCGGCGCUUGCUCGACACUAUGCGGCACACAAUACCCAACAUUGCCGACCCGCGGAGCCUGGCGCUCGCCCGGUUCCUCACUCCGCUCACGAAGCGCGCGGGUGCUGAGAAAAUCUUCAAAGACUGGUCCAUCUACUGCGACAAAUCCAUAUGGCGGACGAUCCCUGAUCACUCGCCCAAUGGCAUUCUGCGCUACCUCCCGCACUCCUGCACGCCGAUGGACGAAUCCAUCUUUGAGUAUUUCAUCGUCUAUUGGAAAACCGCAACAGCAAACCACUCCACGAACAACAUUUUCCACACCGUUCUUCUCAAGCAAUUCGAAACGAUCUUGGUCAAGAAGUAUCCCGGCGACGCAAUCCACUUUGUCGAUUGCCGGGAGCAGCUCAUGGACUCCAUUAUCGAGAUGUCCUUUCGCGAGUCCAUCUGCGAACACGUCAGCAUGCAGCACAUCCACAAGGUGCCCGAAAUGGGAUGCAUUGUCCGCCAGAAGAACAGCGGCUCAUUGAGCGUUGUAAUCGGCGGCAAAAAGACCGACAUGGACACCUACUUGGUCAUAAUGGAUAUCAUAGGUAACUAUAACGUCGUCCACGGCGACGACGUCGAGGUGACCAGGGAGUACUCCUGGGACCUCAUACUAAAACUUAUGAGCAUGAGCGACUUGGGCAUCUACUUUGAACGCUGGGACAAGGAAUCUAAGCGUCUUGUACUGAAUAAGCAGCUUCAAGAAAUGAUAACCCCAGCAUAA